ACUUAGCUCAGCAUUCAGCGAUUGUCGACGCACCGACCGUGUUUACUCCAUAAUUUACUCCAUGAGCAUGAGCUCAGCUUGUUUUUGCGCGACACUCAAUCGCGUGCGGUGCUCUGCGACCUCAGCAGCUCGAUUCAUCACAUCACAUUAAUAACAUUGAACAACGUUUACAACUUAGUGAGUCAUAAUUAUGGUUUGCCGAUUUCGCACAACUCAACGAAUCACAUGUUGGGUGCACAGUGUUUAAUACGGUACUCUUAGCACCCGAACUCGAUACGCUGAAGUGUUGAUAAGACAUUAUCUGCUAAUUAUCUCUGUGAUUAAGCGUGCGCGGCGCACAAACUUGCGGUAAACAAUGAAUCGGAACGCUCAGACGAGUUAUGGAACGAUGGCAUCCACGUCGGAGGUGCAAUUCAGCGGGCAGAGCGGUUCGCAAGACUUUGCUAACCUGUGCGAUGAGAUUUCGAAUCAAAUCUACAAAAUCUCACAGAGCUGGAAAACUUUGGAAGCCUCCUAUAAGAGGAUAGGCACCGCGAAGGACAGUGAAGCAUUCAGAGACACGAUCCAUGAAACACAACUCUCUGCUAAUGAAGCAAUCACCGUCACUAAAGGAAAGAUUUCCAUAAUCAGUAUACAGGCGAGAAAUGUUGAUAAAGCACAAAAGUUACAACUCGAGCGUCUGACUGAAAGUUUCAAAGAAGUAAUCGCCCGAUAUUCGGCCACACAGAAGAAAGUAGCAGAUAAAUUAAAAUCCAACUUUCUGGUGCGCGCAAACAUCGAAUACGAAAAUGUCGUGGAAAACGCCGACCAGUUUCAGCAGCAGCAGCAACAACAGCAGGUGCUGCACGAUAUGGCAUUCGAAAAUGACAUGCACCUCGAUCGGGAAAUGCGUAUUCGGCAAAUCGAGGCCGACGUCAUCGAUGUCAAUCAAAUAAUGCGCGAAUUAGGUUCGCUUGUGCACGAACAAGGUCAAACCAUCGAUACGAUUGAAAACAGUAUAGAUUACGCCACGGGACAUGUAGAAGAAGGUGCCGCGCAGCUUUUGAAAGCUUCUGGUUAUCAAAGUCGAUAUCGACGUCGUUUAUGCAUACUGGUAUUCAUAGCAACAGUGGUGGCGAUUAUUUUGGUGGCCAUUUUGGUUACACAAUUAAAGAAUUGAAGCAAACAUGAUGCAUGUUUCAAAAUAAACGGAAAGUAUUCACUAAACCUAAGAGAAAUGUAGUGCUGCUGCUGCUACAAUUUUGUAAUUUAAUAACUGAUAAACUUAAAUAUGCGAAAUUUGUCGGGCCGCGAAUAUUUUGUUAAGCCAUUUGUUACACCUACACAUACUGAUAUUAUAUAAUAAUGUAAAACUUAUUUUUAACAAGAAACACGAAACAAAAGACAAUAUAUACGCAUUGGUUUUAA
This is a messenger RNA of Dalotia coriaria, 1407 nucleotides long. It is a transcript of the gene Syx13, whose product is annotated as syntaxin 13. Gene Ontology annotation, cellular component: endomembrane system; membrane; synaptic vesicle. NCBI's taxonomy places the organism in Eukaryota, Metazoa, Arthropoda, Insecta, Coleoptera, Staphylinidae. The record is from RefSeq and is a predicted model, not a curated record. The transcript has 4 exons. The coding region runs from base 356 to 1159 and encodes 267 amino acids. Gene Ontology annotation, biological process: vesicle fusion; intracellular protein transport; vesicle-mediated transport. Gene Ontology annotation, molecular function: SNAP receptor activity; SNARE binding.